This is a messenger RNA of Trichogramma pretiosum, 3441 nucleotides long. RefSeq names its product muscle, skeletal receptor tyrosine protein kinase-like. NCBI's taxonomy places the organism in Eukaryota, Metazoa, Arthropoda, Insecta, Hymenoptera, Trichogrammatidae. Gene Ontology annotation, biological process: cell surface receptor protein tyrosine kinase signaling pathway; cellular response to nerve growth factor stimulus; protein phosphorylation. The coding region runs from base 652 to 2292 and encodes 546 amino acids. Gene Ontology annotation, cellular component: signaling receptor complex; axon. The transcript has 9 exons. The record is from RefSeq and is a predicted model, not a curated record. Gene Ontology annotation, molecular function: transmembrane receptor protein tyrosine kinase activity; neurotrophin binding; neurotrophin receptor activity.
CGUUACGCGCGCGGAUACUGCGGUGCCGAGCUCGGCAGCUACCAGUCAGCAGCCGACCACCGUUUGUUUGUGAACGUUUUUCUAUAUGCGUAUGUGUAAAAGUGUAUGCAGCUUGAAUUUGAAUUAGGAGUGCUGAAUUUUUUUCUGGUUAAAAAACAAGUGGCAAGUGUGCUUGAAGUCAGCGAAUGAUUGUGAAUAAUUAUGACCACGGAGUUUCAAGCGAUUUUUAAAAUUUUAAGUUUACUGUGUGCCCGAUGUGAAGUUGUGAAAAAUGGCAACAAGUAGUCAAUAUCCGAUCGACUUUUUUUCUCAUUAAAAAGCUUCCAGUAAAAUAAAAGUAAAAGAUGUGCUGCUCGCCAAGUACAUGUUAAAUUGCAGUAAAGGUUCAAUAAAAAAUAACUGUUCAACUAAACGUCAAAUGAUGUAUUUUCCACGCGUCUCGCAUUUAGCGAAUGGCUGCUAAUUCACCUGCUCAACAACCGCGCGCGCACACACGGUGCAACUAUGAAGGGAGCGUCCACGUCGGUAGCAUAGCUCAAAGGUGCCGAUCGUCGUCGCACAGUGAAAUCGGCCACACGCAAGCCGAGCCUUGAUUGUCUACGUAUAAUUGUUACCGUUGAUUCGCUGCCGUGAUGCGCUGCGUGAAUUUCCAUGGCUAAACCAACGCGUCGCAGGAAAAAAAAUCCUAUGCAGCUGAAAUUACUGCCUUCGAGGAAAGGACUCAUGCCUGAUCGAGUAUUCGACUUGUCUGUUUCGGUUGCAGAAUCGCCGAUGAGAAACGGCAGUAGCGAGGCGGCCUCACCGCUAGCUGUAACGCAGCAACAAUUUUUCCCGGAAACGGCCGAGAUUUUGGACUGCUUGGAUAGGCCGCAGAUAUGUGGCACAGAUGCAGCCUGUCAAGUCGACGAGGAGAACGACACCAGCAGGUGCAUCUGCCCGCACGAUGGAUCGCCACCUACUCUCGAUCUCAAGUGUCCUCGCGUCACUGUACCUCCGGAUAUGAAACCGAUUCACAACAUCAUACCACCGAGUGGAAACGUCACCAAUACGACCACGGCACUUCCCGAAGCCAAGCAGGUAGAGCGUCUAGAGCCGAAAGUUCCGGAGGUCACUGGCAUCGUCAUCGGCUGCGUCGUUGUCUUAGCCCUUAUAAUCGGCCUCAUAAGCUACUACUGCAAACGACGCAAUUAUAACGCCAAGUCCAAGCGAAGCAAUCUCGAGGCCACGCCUAUGAACUUAAAAACGAGUUUACUAUUGGCUAACAAAUACACACCAAAUCCACAGUACUUUACGUGCGCCUCGCCGGAAGUGCCAAUCCUACCGAGAGAGUCGCUCGUUUUUCUACAAGACAUAGGCGAGGGCUGCUUCGGAAAAGUCUUCAAAGGGGAAUGGAUCUGCGGGGACUCGCGGGACAUUGUAGCAAUCAAAGUGCUCAAAGAUACGGCCAGUCGCGAGGCAGAGGAAGACUUUAUGCGCGAAGUUGACAUAAUGUCAACCUUUCGCCACGAGAACAUUUUGUCUUUGAUCGGUGUAGUGGAGCGGGACUCGAUCAACAGCCCGUGGAUGAUAUUCGAAUACAUGCCCUACGGUGAUUUAGCCGAGGUCUUGAGAGCCAACUCACCAACGUUCAGGACUCCUACUCCCGGAUUGCCACCGUUAAACAAAGAUUCGUUGCACUGGAUAACGACGCAGAUAGCUUCAGGCAUGGCGUAUCUCGCAGCGCAAAGAUUCGUUCACCGCGAUCUGGCCUGCAGAAAUUGCUUGGUCGGAUCGGGUAUGGUGGUAAAAAUAGCCGAUUUCGGCAUGUCCAGAGACGUUUAUACUUGCGAUUAUUACAAGAUCGGUGGGUCGAGAUUACUGCCAGUGAGAUGGAUGUCACCCGAGAGCGUCAUGUAUGGACGAUUCACUCUUGAAAGUGACAUUUGGAGUUUUGGAGUUGUACUGUGGGAAGUUUAUUCGCUUGGAAAACAGCCGUACUACGGACACAAUAAUGAAGAGGUAAUCAAGUUGAUUUUGCAAGGAAUCAUGCUCAUACCACCGGAUGACACCCCACCGUACGUGUGCCAAAUAAUGCGAGAUUGCUGGAAGACCGAGCCUCGCGAUCGAAUACGUUUCGUCGACGUCCUCGAGAGGCUAGGAAAAGCUCAGGAUAAGCCGAACCAGAUAAAUUCACUACCCCGACCACCGCCCGGGCCCAUUAAGAUCUGCAGUCGCGACGCCCUCGAUCCCGACGGUUACCUCUUGCCGUCGCCAGCUGCAGUCAGAGAGUACCUUCAGACUUUGCCGACUUGACAGGCUAGAGAGUCGCAUUAAAAUACGCAUAAAACUGGCAUUAUUAUUGAUCGACGAAUGCGAUAAAUCGACUUGAUGAUUACGCGUAUUUAUUCAAAGAACGAAUGCUACCUACAAAAUGAAUAGUAUAGAAUGUCGAAAUCAUGGUGAAAAUUAAAUGUUCAGGAGCAUAUCGAAAGCAGUACAUAAAAAUCAAUGAAACUAGCAAAAAUAUAUAUAUAUAAAUUCAAUUUGUAAAAAAUUUUUUUAAAUGAAUUAAACUGAACUUUUAGUGGUCACAAAUGUAGCGACACAAAAAUACUAGUCGAAUCAUAAAAUAACCUUACAAUUAAUUAUAAAAAUACAACGAAAUUAUCUAGAUGGAAAAAAUUAAUUACAAAAAUGUUUAACUCUUAUGUAUAUAAUAAAUUUAAAAUUGUACAUGAUAAAUCUUACAUUAGCAUUAAGUAAAAUUCAUUAAUUUCCAAUAACUUGUAGAAAAAUUGACGAGUCAAUGCAAUGAGCUUAAAAAACCGUAAUGUAAUGAUGGCAAGUAUUAGCAUUUAACAAAUAUCAAAAUUGUACUCUUUUCAAUUUAAUGUCAGAGUCAUUAGACGAAUGACAACUGUACGCAUUUUUUAACAUUUAUAUACUGAAGAAGCGAUCUGAAAAAGCUAGCGAAAAAUAUAGUUCUUGAAUAUAUUAAUUCCAAGAUGGCACUUGGAAAUUUUCUUUAAGUAUUGCAUAUUUUAAUAUGCAAACGUAAUUUUAAAAUUUAAUUUUAAUGAUAUGAAUAUACAUACUUUGCCAUGUAACAGUCGUUCGUAAAUUUCAAUGAUAAUGUCGAGGUAUGAGAUUAGUUACAUGACCUGUAAAUUAGAUGAAAAAAUAUUUUCUAUAAUCUGUAAAUAAUUAUUAAAAGUAAUGUGUAAUUAAAAAUCAAUACCUAAAAAGUAAAAAUUUCAAGCCUCGAGCAUAUAUUAUAGCGUCAUAAGAUUUCGUCUAAUUAAAUGUAAACUUAGUGCACUUCACUCGCGAAAGUCAUUGAAACUAAAUGGAAAUUCAACGUAUCCAAAAAUAUCGUUGCAAUUUUUGAGUUCACGAUCAUUGUAAAGUUCAACCACACAAUACACAUAAUGAAAAAAAAAGAAUAAAUGCAACCUACAAUUA